AUGGACUCACCACCACGCCUUAUAUCCUGGACUGCUGUGCUCCUCCCGAGCUGCUCCUUCUCUAAGAGGCCUGUGAUGCAGCCAUUCUCCGGUGCACUGGCAUCACGUACUCACCCCUGCUUGCCUUUGUCCCAGCCGCACUGCCGCCAUGUGCCAUUACUUCCAGCGCCAUUGGGGCACUCACCGAUGAUGUGCUAUCCGGCACCGACCUUCUUCCACCGCUACGCGCCCGACAUCCUGGCGUCUGUCCCGCCGGAAGAAAAGCUGGGCUGCGCGAGCUCCCUGCCAUUGCGCCGCCAUCUUGGGCCUUACUUCCCCGCUCGAUUCGUCACCUCCUCCAACCGAACCGAAUUCACUGUAUUUCAAUGA
Molecule: messenger RNA, 369 nt
Organism: Pelobates cultripes (western spadefoot toad)
Lineage: Eukaryota; Metazoa; Chordata; Amphibia; Anura; Pelobatidae
Source: the annotation of a GenBank genome assembly